UUAAAUGUAUGAUUUGCAGAUAUUUCUUUUUAUAUAUCCUGUUUACAAAUUUUCUGAACUUCUCUUGCUGCUCAUUUAUAUAAAGUUGGGAUGAGUUAUGUCACCUGAAGCAGUCAAGAUAAGACUGUUUCUACUGCUAUCCAUGUGGCAGGCUUACUUUGUUACCCAAUCCAGUGAAAAAGGGUGCCAGGAUGUGAAAGAAAAAUAGAUGUGAUGCCAUGGAACAUUCUAGGGAAUUAUCUUUUUUAGAGAGAAUUUUGAUUAAAAUUUUGCGUAUUUUUAAAACUCAUAUUCUUAGUCUGAAGAGUUGGAUAUAACGCUGAGUGUGUGUCUUAAAGCUAAUAGUAUAAAAAGAGAAGUAUAAAAUUUAAAUUAAUCAUACAACUUUCUUUCCCUAACUUUAUGAAUUGAUUUUUUGCAAUUUCUGGAGCUAACAUGCUGAAUGUUUGAAACUGAGUAUGUAGGUUAAAAAGUUGAAAUUUUCCUAAUAAAAUUAUAUCUCUUUCUAAGGUAUAACUGUUUCUUUCUUUGAUUGUAGUAAAAGGAGCAUCUGUGGUUCUUCAGAGGUUUUAAUUUUGCUGCCAGCUAGUUGUGUGACUUUGAGUAAAUAAUGUCACGUGACUGGACCUGUUUCUUUAUUUGUAAAAUUGUGUGUGGUGUUAAAUUCCAAGACUGUUUUUAAAAAAUUUUUUGUAGAGACUGGGUCUUGCUUUGUUGCCAAGGCUUGUCUGAACUCCUGGUUUCAAGCAGUUUUCCCCACUUUGAUCUCACAAACUGUUGGGAUUAUAGGCAUAAGCCUCCAUGCCUGACCAAAUUGUAAAACUCUUAUAAUGGAUGAGUAGAAUAUAGUUAAGAUUAUAUAAAAACACAAGUCACUUCAUGAUCAUCAUCUGCUGGAAUAUGAAACCAGCUUUCUUGUGUAGAUAUGUUAUCAGCAAUGUUAUUCACACCAAGAGGAUCAUUCUGUGGUUUUUAAUUCAUGAUUUUGUAAUCUGAUAGUGACUUUUCAUUAUGUCUCCUGAUUUAAAAUUAAAUUACAGCCAUUAUGAUUGGAAUCAUUGGGAAGAGUUGAAAUAAACAAUUUAGAAUUGUUUCUGCAAUACUGAAGGCCUGAUUUUGGGGGGUGUGGGGCUGAUGGAGGAGAUAUCUCUAUGUUCUGUAAUUUCAUUUGACUAAGGAAUUUACCUUUGGUCUUCUUCCAGAGUGAGGACAUGAAUACUUCCAUAGCUGUAUUCCGUAUUAAUCACAGUUUGCUUUGUGGGUUUCAUUAGGCUAAAUAAGAAAAACGUAGUUAUAUAUUUUCUGCUUUAAAAAUGCUUCUUGUUAUAAAGUCUUCUCAGAUCAGUUCCACAUGUGAUAAACCUAUUCAAACUAUUAAACUGCCCCAAUAUGCUUGCUUCUUUCUUGGAAAUCUAUCCAUUUCUGUGUCUUUAUGUACCACUCACUCUCCCCCAUCAUGUUUUAGGUUAUAAGCUCCUUUCCUUUGUAUCUCAUAGCACCCAGGAAAGAACUUUGUUAGUCUCUGAAUAGUUUACAAAUGUUAUUGCUAUUGAGAAUUUUGGAUUUAAAUUAUUGGAGUGAAUAGACUAAUGCUGUUUCUAGUAUAUCUAACUGGGGGGUCGGUGUUAUUAACUCAAAGACACAACAGUUUAAGCUCUAGGCUUUGUUUCUGAAGUCCAUUUUUCUUAAUCAUAAGCUGAUUAUUCACUUUAUAUUAUCUUAUAUAAUGCCUUGGUAUCAGGUUAUUGAUAGGUAAACAUCAGGAAUAGGUUGGAUAGAUACGCAUGCGUGUGUACACAUGCACAUGUAUGUGAAAGAGAGAGAGAAGGAUUACACAUAGAAUAUAUGAGAAUUUGAGAUGUGUGUAAUGUUUAUAACUCAACUGAGUCUUACAUAGCUGUCUAGUUAUGUACACUUAAUUUUGGAUCUUUUAUAGUUAAAAUUCAGAAACAAUUUUUAAGGAAGAUAAGGACAUGUUUUUCUUUCCUUCGUGUUUUCAGUUUAGCUUUAUUUGAUUGUAUUUUUGCUAAAGACUUGAAUUGUCAAUAAUAGCUAUUGAAAUGAGCCAACUUAUAGCUGAGCACAAAUUAUGUUAGGGCACUGAGAUAUAUCUUAACAUUUGGGAAUAAUUUAAUGUGUCUAAUAUUUAAGAACGAUCAAAACAGACUGUACAACCCAAUAAUCAUAAAGCCUAUGGUCGAAAAUCAUAUAUAAUUGACAGGCCCUAUGAAGAGCAGCCGUAAGAAUCAAGAGAAAAAGAGUCUAAAUUGGAACAGAAAAGGAGCUGAGUCAUUUUUGUACUAUAAUUAGAAGUUGGUAACCAUAAAUUUUGUCAAAAAGUAUCAUGAUCAGGCAGGGUUACACUAAAGUGUAACCUCUAACUUCUUGUAGUAUAUAGUUUUACAAUUAGUUGAUGAUUUAAUAAAUAUAAAUAUAGAUGAUACUGUCAGAGUGUUUCCAGACAUUACAGUUAGCUUUUAGGUGAAGGCAGUGCUUGACAGAACCUAGGUUUGUGACUCCAUAAUUUAUUAUGUCAUCUAAUACCAUCUUUAUCAUGUAUUAAUUUGGGUUAUAGGAUAAUUGGGGUAACUUUUUGGUGAGAGAUUGAGAUUUUCUUAAAAGCAUUUUCAGAAGAUACUAGAAUUUUAUGGGAUUCUUUUAAUAUAGCAUGUCUUCUCAAAUAUAAUAUUAGGACUGUUUGAACAGGAGGUAAAUCAUGUUCACUUUAUUUUCCAGUUUAGAAUUAUUGCUGUUAUCAGUUGGUGGGUGUGGGAACAACUUAAUAAAGUUUGGGUAAUUUAGUUUUCAGUUUAAAUUCUCAACUGGCAAUUGGCCGAAAACUCCCAUCUGAAGACAUGAUCAUCCAAAUGUCAUUUUGUGAUUUGGCUACUGUCUGCUUGAUAUAGGAAAGCACUAUCAAGAAAGACUAUUGGAGUGACUAUCAAAAGGAAGUCAAUGAUUUCUUAAGAAUUUACAACAAAGCCCUGUCAAAGCAGCAUGCUUAUGUGAGAAUUUCACUUAUGGGAGUGUUCUUAUACGAUUUCAAGAAGGAGUGCCCUGAAGAGGGACACUGAUUUCCUCAACUGAACUUAAAAUUGUUACAUGCAGACAUUUUUUAAAGGACAACCUUAAACUUCCACCACAAGAGGAAUAUAAAGAGGUCCCUCCUGCACCAAGAAAGAUCUGCAGAUCUUUUUCAGUGUUCUUGGAGGUGUGGGGUGUGAGAACUUGAUCAGUUUGUGUCAGCCACCUUGUUCUCUAAAGUUACAAAUUAUAAUACUGUGGUAGAAACAAAUUCAGAUUCAGAUGAUGAAGACAAACUCCAUAUUGUGGAAGAAGAAAGUGUUACAGAUGCAGCUGAUUGUGAAGGUGUACCAGAGGAUGACCUGCCAACAGACCAGACAGUGUUACCAGGGAGGAGCAGUGAAAGAGAAGGGAAUGCUAAGAACUGCUGGGAGGAUGACACAGGAAAGGAAGGGCAAGAAAUCCUGGGGCCUGAAGCUCAGGCAGAUGAAGCAGGAUGUACAGUAAAAGAUGAUGAAUGCGAGUCAGAUGCAGAAAAUGAGCAAAACCAUGAUCCUAAUGUUGAAGAGUUUCUGCAACAACAAGACACUGCUGUCAUUUUUCCUGAGGCACCUGAAGAGGACCAGAGGCAGGGUACACCAGAAGCCAGUGGUCAUGAUGAAAAUGGAACACCAGAUGCAUUUUCACAGUUACUCACCUGUCCAUAUUGUGAUAGAGGCUAUAAACGCUUUACCUCUCUGAAAGAACACAUUAAAUAUCGUCAUGAAAAGAACGAAGAUAACUUUAGUUGCUCCCUGUGCAGUUACACCUUUGCAUACAGAACCCAACUUGAACGUCACAUGACAUCACAUAAAUCAGGAAGAGAUCAAAGACAUGUGACGCAGUCUGGGUGUAAUCGUAAAUUCAAGUGCACUGAGUGUGGAAAAGCUUUCAAAUACAAACACCACCUAAAAGAGCACUUAAGAAUUCACAGUGGAGAGAAGCCAUAUGAAUGCCCAAACUGCAAGAAACGCUUUUCCCAUUCUGGCUCCUAUAGCUCACACAUAAGCAGUAAGAAAUGUAUCAGCUUGAUACCUGUGAAUGGGCGACCAAGAACAGGACUCAAGACAUCUCAGUGUUCUUCACCGUCUCUUUCAGCAUCACCAGGCAGUCCCACACGACCACAGAUACGGCAAAAGAUAGAGAAUAAACCCCUUCAGGAACAGCUUUCUGUUAACCAAAUUAAAACUGAACCUGUGGAUUAUGAAUUCAAACCCAUAGUGGUUGCUUCAGGAAUCAACUGUUCAACCCCUUUACAAAAUGGGGUUUUCACUGGUGGUGGCCCAUUACAGGCAACCAGUUCUCCUCAGGGCGUGGUGCAAGCUGUUGUUCUGCCAACAGUUGGUUUGGUGUCUCCCAUAAGUAUCAAUUUAAGUGAUAUUCAGAAUGUACUUAAAGUGGCAGUAGAUGGUAAUGUAAUACGACAAGUGUUGGAGAAUAAUCAAGCCAAUCUUGCAUCCAAAGAACAAGAAACAAUCAAUGCUUCACCCAUACAACAAGGUGGCCAUUCUGUUAUUUCAGCCAUCAGUCUUCCUUUGGUUGAUCAAGAUGGAACAACCAAAAUUAUCAUCAACUAUAGUCUUGAGCAGCCUAGCCAACUUCAAGUUGUUCCUCAAAAUUUAAAAAAAGAAAAUCCAGUUGCUACAAACAGUUGUAAAAGUGAAAAGUUACCAGAAGAUCUUACUGUUAAGUCUGAGAAGGACAAAAGCUUUGAAGGGGGGGUGAAUGAUAGCACUUGUCUUCUGUGUGAUGAUUGUCCAGGAGAUAUUAAUGCACUUCCAGAAUUAAAGCACUAUGACCUAAAGCAGCCUACUCAGCCUCCUCCACUCCCUGCAGCAGAAGCUGAGAAACCUGAGUCCUCUGUUUCAUCAGCUACUGGAGAUGGCAAUUUAUCUCCCAGUCAGCCACCUUUAAAGAACCUCUUGUCUCUCCUAAAAGCAUAUUAUGCUUUGAAUGCACAACCAAGUGCAGAAGAGCUCUCAAAAAUUGCUGAUUCAGUAAACCUACCACUGGAUGUAGUAAAAAAGUGGUUUGAAAAGAUGCAAGCUGGACAGAUUUCAGUGCAGUCUUCUGAACCAUCUUCUCCUGAACCAGGCAAAGUAAAUAUCCCUUCCAAGAACAAUGAUCAGCCUCAAUCUGCAAAUGCAAAUGAACCCCAGGACAGCACAGUAAACCUACAAAGUCCUUUGAAGAUGACUAACUCCCCAGUUUUACCAGUGGGAUCAACCACCAAUGGUUCCAGAAGUAGUACACCAUCCCCAUCACCUCUAAACCUUUCCUCAUCCAGAAAUACACAGGGUUACUUGUACACAGCUGAGGGUGCACAAGAAGAGCCACAAGUAGAACCUCUUGAUCUUUCACUACCAAAGCAACAGGGAGAAUUAUUAGAAAGGUCAACUAUCACUAGUGUUUACCAGAACAGUGUUUAUUCUGUCCAGGAAGAACCCUUGAACUUGUCUUGCGCAAAAAAGGAGCCACAAAAGGACAGUUGUGUUACAGACUCAGAACCAGUUGUAAAUGUAAUCCCACCAAGUGCCAACCCCAUAAAUAUCGCUAUACCUACAGUCACUGCCCAGUUACCCACAAUCGUGGCCAUUGCUGACCAGAACAGUGUUCCAUGCUUACGAGCACUAGCUGCCAAUAAGCAAACGAUUCUGAUUCCCCAGGUGGCAUACACAUACUCAACUACAGUCAGCUCUGCAGUCCAAGAACCACCCUUGAAAGUGAUCCAGCCAAAUGGAAAUCAGGAUGAAAGACAAGAUACUAGCUCAGAAGGAGUAUCAAAUGUAGAGGAUCAGAAUGACUCUGAUUCUACACCACCCAAAAAGAAAAUGCGGAAGACAGAAAAUGGAAUGUAUGCUUGUGACUUGUGUGAUAAGAUAUUCCAAAAGAGUAGUUCAUUAUUGAGACAUAAAUAUGAACACACAGGUAAAAGACCUCAUGAGUGUGGAAUCUGUAAAAAGGCAUUUAAACACAAACAUCAUUUGAUUGAACACAUGCGAUUACAUUCUGGAGAAAAGCCCUAUCAAUGUGACAAAUGUGGAAAGCGCUUCUCACACUCUGGGUCUUAUUCUCAACACAUGAAUCAUCGCUACUCCUACUGUAAGAGAGAAGCGGAAGAACGUGACAGCACAGAGCAGGAAGAGGCAGGGCCUGAAAUCCUCUCGAAUGAGCAUGUGGGUGCCAGGGCAUCUCCCUCACAGGGCGACUCGGACGAGAGAGAGAGUUUGACAAGGGAAGACGAUGAAGACAGUGAAAAAGAGGAAGAGGAGGAGGAUAAAGAGAUGGAAGAAUUGCAGGAAGAAAAAGAAUGUGAAAAACCACAAGGGGAUGAGGAAGAGGAGGAGGAGGAAGAAGAAGUGGAAGAAGAAGAGGUAGAAGAUGCAGAGAAUGAGGGAGAAGCAGCAAAACCUGAAGGUCUGAUGAAGGAUGACAGGGCUGAAAGUCAAGCAAGCAGCUUAGGACAAAAAGUAAGCGAGAGUAGUGAGCAAGUGUCUGAAGAAAAGACAAAUGAAGCCUGAUCGUUUUUCUAGAAGGAAAAUAAAUUCUAAUUGAUAAUGAAUUUUGUUCAAUAUUAUCCUUGCUUUUCAUGGAAACACAGUAACCUGUAUGCUGUGAUUCCUGUUCACUACUGUGUAAAGUAAAAACUAAAAAAAUACAAAAUACAAAAAAAAAACAAACACACACACACACACACACACACAAAAUAAAUCCGGGUGUGCCUGAACCUCAGACCUAGUAAUUUUUCAUGCAGUUUUCAAAGUUAGGAACAAGUUUGUAACAUGCAGCAGUUUAGAAAACCUUAAUGACUCAGAGAGCAACGAUAUAAGAGGUUAAAGGAAGCUGAUUAAUUAGAUAUGCAUCUGGCAUUGUUUUAUCUUAUCAGUAUUAAUUAUCACUCUUAUGUUGGUUUAUUCUUAAGCUGUACAAUUGGGAGAAAUUUUAUAAUUUUUUAUUGGUAAACAUAUGCUAAAUCCGCUUCAGUAUUUUAUUAUGUUUUUUAAAAUGUGAGAACUUCUGCACUACAAAAUUCCCUUCACAGAGAAGUAUAAUGUAGUUCCAACCCGUGCUAACUACCUUUUAUAAAUUCAAUCUAGAAGGUAGUAAUUUCUAAUAUUUAGAUGUCUUAGUAGAGCGUAUUAUCAUUUAAAGUGUAUUGUUAGCCUUAAGAAAGCAGCUGAUAGAAGAACUGAAGUUUCUUACUCAUGUGGUUUAAAAUGGAGUUCAAAAGAUUGCCAUUGAGUUCUGAUUGCAGGGACUAACAGUGUUAAUCUGGUAAGGACAGCAAAAUCGUCAGAAUCAGUGUUUGUGAUUGUGUUUGAAUAUGUGGUAACAUAUGAAGGAUAUGACAUGAAGCUUUGUAUCUCCUUUGGCCUUAAGCAAGACCUGUGUGCUGUAAGUGCCAUUUCUCAGUAUUUUCAAGGCUCUAACCCGCCUUCAUCCAAUGUGUGGCCUACAAUAACUAGCAUUUGUUGAUUUGUUUGUUGUAUCAAAAUUCCCAAAUAAAACUUAAAACCACUGACUCUGUCAGAGAAACUGAAACACUGGGAUAUUUCAUCCCUUCAGUUCCUCAGUAUUGAUUUUAUGUUAAUUGACUUUCAGAAUUUCUCUACAGAAACGAAAGGGAAAUUUUCUAAUCUGCUUUAUCCAUGUACUUGCAUUUCAGACAUGGACAUGCCAUUGCUAUUUGACUCAUAACUGUUUCCAAAUGUUAGUUAUUAUGGACCCAAUUUAUUAACAACAUUAGCUGAUUUUUACCUAUCAGUAUUAUUUUAUUUCUUUUAGUUUAUAGAUCUGUGCAACAUUUUUGUACUGUAUGUCUUCAAACCUGGCAGUAUUAAUACCCUUCUUACUGACAUAUGUACUUUUAGUUUUAGAAAACUUUUAUAUUUAUGUGUCUUAUUUUUAUAUUUCUUUAUUUAUUACACAGUGUAGUGUAUAAUACUGUAGUUUGUAUUAAUACAAUAAUAUAUUUUAGUAUGAAAAUUUGGAAAGUUGAUAAGAUUUAAAGUAGAGAUGCAAUUGGUUCUCCUGCAUUGAGAUUUGAUUUAACAGUGUUAUGUUAACAUUUAUACUUGCCUUGGACUGUAGAACAGAACUUAAAUGGGAAUGUAUUAGUUUUACAACUACAAUCAAGUCAUUUUACCUUUACCCAGUUUUUAAUAUAAAACUUAAAUUUUGAAAUUCACUGUGUGACUAAUAGCAUGAUGCUCUGCAGUUUUAUUAAGAAAUUAGCCUAACCAUAAAACUCUCAUUUCCUUAGUAAGCCAAAUUAGGAUUACCUUCUAUAAACAGUGUUGGGAACAAUGUUUAACAUUUUGUGCCAAUUUGUUCCUGUAUUCAUGUAUGUAAGUUACAGAUCUGACUCUUCAUUUUUAAGUUCCUUGUUACAUCAUGGUCAUUUUCUAGUUUUUUACCAGACUCCCCCCAUCUCACAAUAAAAUGCAUCAACAAGCCUGAACUGCUGUCAUUCUUUUCAUCAUUAUCAGUAUUUUCUUUGGAAAAUUGUGAAAUGGGGUACGUUGUCAUCCUGCAUUUGAUUCAUCUUGAGCUGAAUAUGGGUAACACUAAAUGUUUUAGACAGUCUCCACUAAAUUAUGGAUUUUUCUUGUGGCUAAAUGUUUCUGGAGAGGUCAGAGUUGACAAAACCUCUUCACAGAUUGCUCCUUCUUCCUGAAAUCCUUAAUCCUCCACAUCUCAUGCUUCAGGUCAUUUCAGGGAAGCCUGGGUUUAGAUGCCUUUAGGACUCUCUCGGCUCCUGCACUUCUGUCAUCAUACCUCUGAUACUAUUAUUUCUGUUCCUUCCCCACUAGGAACAGGAACCACGUUUGUCACAGUCACUCUCAUUCCUCACUGCCUAACAGGGUGCCUGGCACAAGUUGGGACAAUAGAUAUUUGUUGAAUUAAAAUAUAAUUUGCAUGUUUUGCGGGCUCAGCUAUGUUCUCACUUUUUUUGCUUCUAAUUCCAGAAUAUAUAUGUUAAAUGAUCCUAAUAAUUUUCUUAUAAGUCUUAUUAAACAUUAGUCAUAAUAGACAUAAUAAAUUAUGCCUUCUUUUUCUAUUGCCUUA
Cercocebus atys (sooty mangabey) is the source of this 9132-nucleotide messenger RNA. It is a transcript of the gene ZEB1, whose product is annotated as zinc finger E-box binding homeobox 1. The record is from RefSeq and is a predicted model, not a curated record. NCBI's taxonomy places the organism in Eukaryota, Metazoa, Chordata, Mammalia, Primates, Cercopithecidae. Gene Ontology annotation, biological process: anatomical structure development; regulation of transcription by RNA polymerase II. The transcript is spliced from 11 exons. Gene Ontology annotation, molecular function: RNA polymerase II cis-regulatory region sequence-specific DNA binding; DNA-binding transcription factor activity, RNA polymerase II-specific. The coding region runs from base 3864 to 6584 and encodes 906 amino acids.